AAUAAACACCAAGGUUUUUUCUCCAUCUUUUCCUUUUCAAAUUCGCUGUCUAAUUCACAGAAUCAGCUCCCAAAUCAGUACGAGAUAAUCGCAGAGAUGGAUUCUCCGGCUCCAUUUCUACCAAAUGACGACUGCUUUUCGGCCAACCACGGCGGAAUUUCUCUGGGUCAAUCAGUGAGGUUUUUGAUCUGAUUUUUUUUUUUUCCGAUUCGAAUAAAGGUUACUUUGACAUGGACAAGAGUAUUGUGGCUGUGGAAGAAAGUCAACGAAGAAGUGAUUCGCUAGCUUCUGCAUCGAAAUCUUUUGGAUCAUUAGUUCAGAUUAACUCAAUAGCUAUAGACAUUAGUUGUGCAAUGGAAGAGAUUGAAUCAACACCACACGAACACUUUUCUAUACGUGGGUAUGUUGCUGGAGUAAGGAAAACCGAUUGGAAGAUAUGUUCGCCGUUUGCUUCAGAAGCUGCUGUUGAUCAUGAUUUUGUGGAUAUACUACCUCCAUUAUCUGUUCCCAGUUUCCGAUGGUGGCAGUGUUCAAACUGCGUUCCGGAUAUUGCCGCUGAGAGGAAUGCAGUACAAAUGUUACUGUCUGAUAGAGGUGGUGCUGGUCCAAGUUCUUGUCAGAAAGAAAAACAUGGCUUGUUCUCACGUAGCAAACAAAAAAUAGGUGAUGAGCAUGGGUUGAGAGACACUAGAAUGGAGGAAGACAACUAUCCAAGUACUAAGAUUGUAAAGUAUAAUCCUUGUUGCACUGGAGGACAUGAUAAAGCAACUGCAUGCAGCGGUGAGAAAACAGAUAUGACGAAUAAUGUACAUCGAAACCCAUGUGCUGAUAUAACAGCAAAUAAAUCAUUACAGAUUAGAGAGAGACAUAAUGACGAUGCAGUAGAUGCUCCAGACAUGGUAUAUUCAGCUGAAGAUCCUUCUAUAAGAGUCGAUGAGCCAGAAAAUGCAUCAUCCGGAAAGGAAACACAUAGGAGAAAACCAAAGUUACGUAUGUUGGCCGAUAUAAUGGAGGAAGAAAAGAAUUUGACUAGUGAGCAUCUUCGAACGAGAUCUGAAUCUACUGAGAUGGAAGCUGAUUUAGACCCUCAUCUUGCGUUAGAUGUUCGUACAGACAUUGCAAAAGGUACUAAAAGUCCUCCGAGGAAAAGAAAGAUUGGUCUCGUAGAAGACAGAGUACCUCUGGAGAUAACUCAUCCAAUCGGCACAGCUAAAAGAUCGAAAGGCCCUAUUCCAUAUGCAGAGAAAACAUGUAGGAGAGUCGAAAAUUUUGAAAUAGAAUCAGAAGUGAAUACUUCUUCUCGAUUGAAUUUACAGCCAACUGCAAAGACUAAGCAGAUCAAGCCCAAGAAAAGCAAAGCUCUUGAUGUCGGCAAAAAGGUGAGGCGGGCCCAUAUUGAAAACAGAACAGCUUCCCCGAAAGAGCCCCCCAAGAUAAAUGCUGUGCACUCUGAAAAUUUACAUAAAAUUGAUUUUGCUGCUGAGACAAGUUUUAAUAAUAAUGGACCGUAUUUUCAGAGCUCGAUUUUUGGACAAAAAAUGGAUAGAGUCUCUGAUCUGUCUGAUCAUAUUUCUUUGAUGUCUUCAAGAAAGAACAUCACUGGAGAUUGCAAUGUUCAUGAGAAGGUGGCGUUGGACCUUACGCUCAACAGCUGUAUUAUGGAGGCCGAAAGAAACUCUGACAAUCAACUGUCUCUUCAGCAGCAUAGGGGAAUCCCUGAUUUGAAUGUGUCGUUUUCCGAAAAAACUUAUGUGACGCAAGGGAAGCAGUUGAUGAAUAAUAUUCCCGAGAAUAGGAGUUUGAAUCUGCAUAAAAACUUGGAUAUGUCUGCCUCCUGCAGUAAAGAUAUGGCUAGAGAAGGCAAAAGACAAUUAAGAAUCUCCGAACCUCAACCUUUCCAAAACAUCAUGGAUAACAAUGUUGAACACGGAGGGGCUUCAGAUGAUAUACCAAUGGAAAUAGUCGAGCUUUUGGCCAAGAAUCAACGUGAAAGAGCACUCGGAAAUUCAAGAAAACAUCUCCUGCCUGAGCCCAUCAAUAAUUCUAUUAGAGGGUCGUCUUCUCUCUAUGUGCCCAAUUUCCCUUUCACCAACACAAGCGUGACAAGUGGCAACAUGGGGGUCAGACAAAGAAUCCCAAAUUUCCCAGACGUAGUGAACUGUCAGUUCGACAUGGGUAAUAAUAGUAAUAAUUAUAAUAAUAUCAGUUCAUACAGACCAAGUCAACAGAAACAAACACAGCAAUUAGCCUCGAAUUCGGUUAUGUCCGGACCAAGACCAAGUGAAGGAGCAGAUCUAUUAUGGCCCCCGAGAAGGAAAAAUGCACCUCUUCAUCUAAACGGUACCAAAAACCACCGCUAUGUUCAAUCUAAUGGCUUAGAUAUGCAUGCAUUCUCAGACCACUACUACAUAGGAAAACCCGUUAGUGAAAUAAACAACGGCCGUGAGAAAAAAGUCGAAGAGGGGAGAAUUGGGUCCCGCCCUAAGCCUGUAGGAUCUUUAGAUGCUUAUUCGAAUGAUGCAAUUCCAGCAAUGCAAUUACUGUCUUUGAUGGAUCGAGGAGUUGUACCUGCAGGUACAUCUUCUGACAAAGUAGUUGCCUCGAAUGGUUUUCCUGAUAAGCCCUUCUCUCCAUGCAAUCACCACCCUCGUUUCGUAAACGAGAAUCAGAAAGAUCCAUUUUUCUGCUCUUCUUUCUUUUCGCAAAGCGGCCGCCAAACUAAGGACUUGCCUCCGUUGUUCAAUGGUGUUUAUUUUCCGAGUGGAAGCUCAAAGAAACCUUACUUGCAAGGUGAAAUGCGUCCGCCGCAGAGUGAAUUUAGAACCGUACAUUUGGAGGGACCUAGUAAUCUUGUGAAUCAACAAUCAAUUGUGAAUCAACAAUCAAGAGGUAAUAACAAUGAUGAUCUGGAAUUGGGUGUUUGCACUCUCAAUCGGAACCCUGCUGAUUUCAGCGUUCCCGAUGCGGAAAACGAGUAUACUAUAAGCGGUAAAGAUUUGAAAUAUAGAAAGAGAAAUUAUUCGAGAAGAGAAAAAAUUCGCCCCGCGAAUACGGAGGGCGAGAAGAGACCAAGGAUGAAAAAAGAUGCCUCUGCAAAACAGUGCUGGAGAAAAUAGAUGACGAUUUAAUUUAUAUAUGUUCAGCUUCGAAAGAACUUUUUCUCGCGACUUUUGUUCGAUCUGGUUUGUAUGUUGUGACGUUGACGCUCUUAGGGGCUGUUUGUGUUGUCUUAUGUAUGGGAUUUCUUUUUUUUUUUUUUUUUUUUUUUUUUUUUUAAUCUUAUGUAUUUUUGUCUUUUAGAUGAUUUAUUUUCAGGAGGACUGAAUAUGUAAUUUACGCAAACUCAGGUGGUAUAUCUGUGACUUGCAUUUCUUUUUAAGUUGAGAUAAAAUGAGCUGUUCAAUAUCUCUUUGGAUAA
Molecule: messenger RNA, 3418 nt
Organism: Erythranthe guttata (spotted monkey flower)
Lineage: Eukaryota; Viridiplantae; Streptophyta; Magnoliopsida; Lamiales; Phrymaceae
Gene: EMF1
Product: embryonic flower 1 (EMF1)
Biological process (GO): negative regulation of flower development; negative regulation of DNA-templated transcription; shoot system development
Source: RefSeq, a predicted model, not a curated record